Molecule: messenger RNA, 2959 nt
Organism: Megalobrama amblycephala (Wuchang bream)
Lineage: Eukaryota; Metazoa; Chordata; Actinopteri; Cypriniformes; Xenocyprididae
Product: sialin
Biological process (GO): transmembrane transport; monoatomic anion transport
Molecular function (GO): transmembrane transporter activity
Source: RefSeq, a predicted model, not a curated record
AGGAACUGUGAAAGUCUCAAAAUGCACUGGAAAGCCCGGCAUUAAUAUUUCCUGAUGCAUUAAACAUUUUUCACUUAUAGAAAAAUUAAAGCGGUUGUUUCGGUUAUGGAGGGGUGGAAAACGAAUCGUCUUCUUUCUAAAUCAUCCAGCGAUUGUCCAGAAUCUCACAUUUGUUUGGGAAACACAUUAAUGUGUCCAUAGUGCUUGCACAAUUUUAAGCAAGGUGCUACACGAGGUUUGGACUUCCCAGUAGAAGCAGUCCACAUCUGAGAUUUGUGGAUGUCAUACUUCAACUAGCUCAAGUUUAGUUCAAAACUUACACCUUAACCUUUGCGAUCAUGGCACUACAACACGGCUACUCCAUUAACUCAAGCGCAGAUGACCAGGACAGUGUCACUGCGCCGCUUAUAGAAAAAGAAAUGAAAAAAAUCACAGUGCCUCCCAAAUGCUGCUCAGUACGAUGCAAUCUGGCUGCUAUGAUGUUCUUUGGCUUUGCUGUGGUCUAUGGUCUGCGUGUAAAUCUCAGUGUUGCCAUGGUUGCUAUGGUAAAUGGAACUAAUGACCAGCCGUCACCCGAUAGCAAUGUAUCAAACGAGUGUCCAGGGUCUUCCCAUACACUUGACAACAACAGCCAAAGCUCAGAACAGCCAGAAGGGAUUCCAAGAUACCCAUGGGAUCGCGAAACACAGGGAAUGCUGCUGGGUGCUUUCUUCUUUGGAUACCUGUUUACUCAGAUCCCCGGAGGCUACCUGUCAGGUCGCUUCGGAGGAAGCCUCUUCCUUGGUGGUGGUGUGCUUGGAACAGCCGUCCUCACUCUCCUCACUCCUCUGUCAGCACAGCUGGGAGCCAAGUGGCUGUUUGCCCUGCGUGCGCUAGAGGGAUUCGGGGAGGGUGUGACGUUUCCUGCCAUGAGUGCGAUGUGGGCCCGCUGGGCUCCUCCGUUGGAGAGGGCGCGUCUGAUGACGUUCUCCGGUGCAGGAUCUAGCUUCGGUGCCUUUGUGGCUCUUCCUCUCACUGGCUUCAUCUGCCAUAGUUUAGGAUGGCCAGCAGUCUUCUACUCCUGUGGUGGUGCAGGGUGCCUUUGGGCUCUGUUUUGGUUUCUCCUGGUAUCAGAUGAACCCCGAACUCACCCAAGAAUUACUGACAGAGAGAAAGAUUACAUAAUUAACUCAAUAGGUUCACAGGGGCUGCCUCAUGGUUGGUCAGUGCCUGGGUUAUCUAUGCUGCUCUCUGUGCCUCUUUGGGCCAUAAUCAUCUCACAGAUGUGCUCCAACUGGUCUUAUUACACUCUCCUCACCUCACUUCCUAUCUACAUGGACACUGUGCUCCACUUUGAUUUGCAACAGAAUUCGUUCCUCUCUGCUCUGCCGUAUCUGGCUGGCUGGCUGUUCUCAGUGGGCUCAGGUGUGCUGGCAGACAACCCUGGAGAGGGAGCUCUGAGUAUCACAGCCGUCCGAAAAAUCUUCACUUUCAUUGGUCUGUUUCUACCUGCUGUUUUCCUCCUCGCGGUGGGCUUCUCAGGGUGUAGCGGUGUGCUGGCCGUGACUUUUCUGACUUUGUCCAGUGCGUUUGGGGGAUUCAGUGCUGCUGGUGUCUUCAUUAACCAGAUCGAUAUUGCUCCACGGUAUGCAGGAAUGCUUUUAGGAAUCACAAACACUUUUGGGACCAUCCCUGGUGUUCUUGCACCAAUUGUUGUGGGUUACUUGACCAAAGAUCACUCAGUUGCAGGAUGGAGGCAUGUGUUCUGGUUGUCAGCCGGAGUGAGCGCCUUCGGAGCCAUUUUUUACAUCAUCUUUGGCACUGGAAAGAUUCAGAGCUGGGCAAGGACGGAUGAGGAAUCGGACACAGAUACGCACAAUUAAACAUUCCAGUUGAUCAAUUCAGAGGGAUAUUAGGACUGAUUUAUUUGAGUUUGAUCCUAUAUUCAACACUCAUGGUACCAGUCAAAAGUUUGGACUAACUUCAAUGAUCUAAUGUUACACUUAGGCAAAUAUAAAAUGCAACUAACUUUUUUUUUGUUAUUAUUGAACCGGAUAUUAAUUUUUUUUAGGUCACUGCAUAAUUCCCAUACUUUGAAUGCAAUCAUUCAUAAAAGCAGAAAUGGUUAAAAAACGUUUUGUCCAAACUUUUGACUUUUGAUAAUAAUUAUAUUUCACUCAGGUAAAAAUCUAAAGUGCCUUAAACAGAGUGAUGUUUAUUUUUCUGGUGAUAUUUCACUUAAUCAUGAUGGAAUGCAGAAAUUGCAUAUCCUAAUUCUAUUAUUUUGCUAUCUUUUAAAUAAGUGCAAUAUGUGUUGCAUUGCUGAAAAGGAACAAAUUUAGAGGAUUCAACCAUAUUUUAUUGCAUUUGAAAAUACUUAUUAAUAGGCACUUUAAUGCAUCAAUAAUGAAAAUACUUUAUUUUGAGGGGAUACCAAUGCAUUUUAAGGUCAUUUUUAUCCUGCUAAUGAAGUAACUGUUCUCCAUUAAUUGUGUCAUUGAGCACUAGGUCAUCUAACAUUUUCACGAAGACCAUUUGUGUUUCAAUUUUACUCCAUUCAUGUUUACUAUUAAUAGUCCAGACAGGGAAUUAUUGUUUCAUUAUUGUUUGAAACUUGCCUUUGUUCAAAAGUUGAAAUGUUUAAUGAAUUUAAUGAAGUUUUUAAGUCAUUAACUUAAUGCUUAUUAAUGCUGGUUUCACAGACAGGGCUCAGAUUAAGCCAGGGUUAGGCCUUAGUUUAAUUAGGACAUUUUAAGUAACUUUUAUAAACAUGCCUUGGAAAAAAAAAAAAAAACAACAACACAUUACUGACAUAUUUAAUAUAUGUCAGUGCAAGUUGCUUUCCGUUAAAUCAGCUCAAACAUGCUUUUUAGUCUAGGACUAGGCCUUGUCUGUGUAACUGGGGGAAUAAGUCUUUGUUUGAAUCACAUAUAAAUACAUUUCUGAUUAUGAUCAUGCACAAUAAAUGCAAUGUUUACAA